Molecule: messenger RNA, 4019 nt
Organism: Mytilus californianus (California mussel)
Lineage: Eukaryota; Metazoa; Mollusca; Bivalvia; Mytilida; Mytilidae
Exons: 21
Coding region: 200-3379 (1059 amino acids)
Biological process (GO): protein ubiquitination
Molecular function (GO): metal ion binding; ubiquitin-protein transferase activity
Source: RefSeq, a predicted model, not a curated record
UUUCCAUCGAUGUAAAAUUUCAGUUUGCACCCGACAAAAUACCUGCAAUCACAUUGUUAGAGUAAGACGAUAGUGGAACUUUUCAGCAAUGUAAAACAUAGACCUUGAAUUGAAAGACAUGGACACAUAAAAACCCAAGACAAAGUUUAGAUAGCCAUUGGAAGUUAUUUGAAUGUGAUCUGAUCAAGAACACACUAAUAUGGAUCAAGCCACUGCUAAGAAUCAGGAGGACAUUAAAAAGCUUCGAAGAGAUGUAAAAUCUUUACAUCAGUCUGUGGAUAUGGCUAGACAAAAUAUUGAUGCUGUUCAUCAAACAUUAACGAGUGGGAUCCAGAAAGUUUUGUCGGAAAUUGAAAGAUUGAAAAUAGAAAAUGUGAAAAUUAAAUCAAACUUGAAGUAUUUGAUGAACUCCAAGACUAAUCCUUCAGGAGAUUCUAAUAUAUUCUCUGAGCCUGAAACUCGGACAACUAGCUGGGUCAAAAGUAUGAGAAGUGCUCCUGGAAACCAAUUCAACUUACCAAGUUAUAGAAAGAGAUCACAGUCUGAUUUGAGCUCAGAUGACACAGACGUUGAUAGAGCAACACUUAUUACAGACCAUUCUUUAGAGGAAGACACAAGUCCAAGGCUAAAAAAGGACAGAAGAAAACAGCAUCAUAACGCAUUACCUCCAAAAACAGAAACAGCAAAUUUGACUUCUGAAAUCAGUUCCUCUGAGUCAGAAAUUCGAAAAGCAAAAACUCUACCAAACCAUAUGUCAGCAACAGAGCCUAAACAAAAUAACAUCCCAGGAAGUGGCGGGAAUGGCAGGACAUCACCUGUCCCCAAUGUGCAAAGGCAAAACAGUAUAGAAACAGAUCAGCAUAGAGUACCAGUCCAAGAAUCAUUAUUUAAUGCUAAUUUAUCACAGAAAAAUGGGGCAACAGGAACCAGUAGAGAUGAAAGGUUGAAUGGCGCCUCGAGUAGCUAUGUUUUACAAAAUAAUGAUACAGUAGAUCUCGGUGAGGAAUCUGAGGAGGACACUGAUAUUACUAUGACAGUAGAAAGUAAACUUUCAGUGACAUACCCUCACACUGUACCUGACUAUAAACCAGUAAUGGUACCUUAUAACCAGAUUAAAUUCAAUGAUGGCAAAGAUUAUCUGAAAUCACUAGGAUUUAUAAUCACCGACCCUAAUGUUAAAGAAUUUAUAUACAAGGUAGCAGCAUUGGACAGUAAAAAGAAUGAUCAGUUACCCAAAGGAUUAUAUACAUUAUUGCUGUUAGAUACAUCUUAUAGUACUGGACCUGGUGGUUUGUUAGAAACGAGAAAAUUUGUUAAUGAAUUCUUAGAUGAAAUAGAAACGGCAACUGAGUAUAACUUAGAAGAGAUGGUUGGUGUUUUUGAGUUUGGAUCACACGCUGGUAUAUUACAUGAGUUUACAAAUGAUUACUCACUCAUAAGAGAAUGUUUAGAUAAUAUAGAUGUAUGUGCUGGUAGAACAAAUCUAUGGAGUGCCUUGCUGGGUGUACUUUGUUAUUGCCAUAAGAAAGCAAAGAAGUGCACAAUUAAUGGGAGAACUCAUGGUGUAAGAGUAGUCAUGGUGUCUGAUGGCAAUGUGACAGAUGAAAUUAACUUUCUUAGUAAUUGUGAAAAUGAGGCAGAUUUGGAAAGGAUUGAGGAUAGAAUCAUGAAAUUUAUGCCAUAUCUAUUAAGAGAAAAAUUUAUCUUAACAGCUGUAGAAAUAGGAAUGGACUCAGAGGAGAGAUUCCUCAGAAAGUUUGCCAAGAAAGGAAAAGGACAGUAUGGUCAGGCAUUGUGGUCAAAAUAUGUUGGUCGAUAUUAUUUAUACCAGACAAUCAUUGGGAAGAUGCUACCAGAAUUAAGAGAUCAGAAAAACAGAGGCAAUAUAAAGGAACUGUUAGACAAGCACACGACGGAGUAUGACUACUUCAACAAAACUGAUGUGGCAGAGAUAAGUAUACUAUUACGUGACAGAUAUAAGUUUGAGGUACCGGAGGAAUUGUUUGAACGAGAACCACUACCUGAGUAUGAUGAUGACUACAGAGUUACCCUUUAUACAACUGAGUUCUUCUCACGUCUUCCACCUAUUGGAACAAGAGUUAAACCAGGAUCCAAAUUUAAAGACACACACAAAGAGCCUUAUAAAAAUGGAACAGUGGUUGCUCACUGCAAGAGAAAUACCAUGGUUGUGAAAUGGGAUGAAAAACCAACCAAGAUUCAUUUCUACAAGUAUGAAACAGAAAACCAUGAGGUAGACAAAAUGUAUAUGUACAGAAAGAUAGACAUGACCAUACCUGGUUAUAUUGAUACAGGAUGUCGAGUUAUCAGAGGUGUUCAUUGGAACAAAGGUGAUGAAGAUGGAGGUAGAAGAUCAAUAGGCACUGUUGUAAGGAAACAUGCCAAACAAUGGGUUACAGUGAAAUGGCCAAAUGGUACAAGAGAAAGAUACAGAUUUGGUGCUGAUGACUGCUUUGACUUAGAAAUAAUUGAUGAAGAAGAAAGAAUAAAUAGGGGUUUAAAAGAAUUAGUGAUACAGUAUCAAUUUAAAGAUGAUAGUCCUACAGAAUGGAGAACACUUGAUGAAGAGGCAAAUAAUACAGUACUCAACCAUAUAGAUACACAGAGAGGUCGCAGAGGCAUAGUCAUGACCUUGCACCAUGGAAUAGGUUAUAAUUUUGACCUUGACAAAAUGGAGUAUGUAAAUGUUAAUGAUUCAUCUAUAAAAGGAGAAAUAAAGCUUUUACGUAUGUCUGUACCUGAACAAGACGAUCUUAGAAAAAAAGAGUGGGAAUUGUAUAAAGAAAAAAAGAUGAGAGCUCAACAGGCACAGGCAGGCGGUGCAGGUGGAAUGGAUUUCUUAGCUCAACUUCAACAGGGUGGAGGAAGAGGUGGAAUGAAUUUACUGAAUCAGAUGGCACAAGGAGGAGGUGGAGGGCUAGCAGGACUCAUGGGUCAGGGAGGAAUGGGUGGACAAGGCCUGGCAGGAAUGAUGGGCCAAGCUGGAAUGGGAGGACAAGGCUUAGCAGGAUUAAUGGGUCAAGGUGGAUUGGGAGGUGGACAAGGAGGUCAAGGACUAGCAGGAAUGAUGGGUCAAGGAGGUCAAGGUCUGGCAGGAAUGAUGGGACAAGGAGGUCAAGGUCUAGGAGGAAUGAUGGGGCAAGGUCAAGGACUUGGAGGAAUGAUGGGUCAAGGUGGUCAAGGACUUGGAGGAAUGAUGGGACAAGGAGGUCAAGGAUUUGGAGGAAUUUCAGGGCAGGGAGGUCAAGGGUUUGGAGGAAUGGGAGGAGGUGGUGGACCAAAAUGGAACUGUGCACAAUGUACUUAUGAAAAUGGACCAAAUUCAUUACAAUGUGAAAUGUGUCAGGCAGCUAAAGCAUAGAAAUGAAUAAUGUCUCUUGACUAAAUUAACUUGUUAUGGUUGAAGUUUGUGAACAGUCUUAUAUAUAGAGAAUAUCAUAUGGCUUUUUCAAUAUCACACCUGUAUCAACCUGAGACACCAAUAUAAGUUGAGGGUUGAUUCGGUGUGUGAUAUUGAAAAAGCCAUAUCAUAUUAUACACUUUAUUAUAUAUAUCAAGUAGAUUUUUUUCCAUGUAAUGUGACGUCAUACAGAUAAGGGGUUUGAUAAAGCCUUUGCAACAGUGUAUGAUAUCGUUGACGUGACGUCAUACAGAUUAAUGGUGUGAUAAAGAUUUGAUUUGAUUUUUGUGUUUUUAACGCCACUUUUAAGCACCACUUUUGGGCAUUUCGUGGCGGCCAGUUUUUAUUGGUGGUGGAAGCCGAAGUGCCCGGAGAAAACCACAGAUUUUCGAUAGGAAAACUGACAAUCCUAGUCAAUUAAGAUUGGAGUCAAGUGCACCCACAUGAGCGGGGUUCGAACUCACAACCUCAGUGUUGACUGGCUAGUGAUUACAUUAGUAGAACUACUUAGACCACUUGGUGUGAUAAAGCCUUUGAAACUGUGACUGAUAUCGAUAUCAUGUAUUCACUACUAAGUAUAUAAUAAAUUAUUUUAUUGUUA